Molecule: messenger RNA, 1442 nt
Organism: Papilio polytes (common Mormon)
Lineage: Eukaryota; Metazoa; Arthropoda; Insecta; Lepidoptera; Papilionidae
Product: fatty-acid amide hydrolase 2-like
Exons: 10
Coding region: 120-1442 (440 amino acids)
Source: RefSeq, a predicted model, not a curated record
GUUCACGUCGUGCGGCCGUAAGAGGAGCAUGUUAUAUACUUGGCUGAGCUUCCAUUUGAGUUUGUUGACGUUUUUUAUAUUGUGAUUUCGUGAAAAUUUAAAUACAUCAAUAUUGUAUCAUGGAGGUAGGCGUGUGGGUGAUCGGCGUGGUGCUGCGAGUGGUGAACGCGCUGCUGUCGGCGGUGUUGUACGUGCGCGCGUUCUUCUCCCGCGCGCCGCCCCGCCUGCCGCCGCCCCGCAACCCCAUACUACUGCGCAGCGCCACCGACCUCGCGCGCGCCAUCAGGAGAGCAGAGCUGUCGAGUGAAGAGGUAGUGGGCGCGUUCAUCGAACGCAUCAGGGAAGUGAACCCGUACCUGAACGCGGUGGUGGAGGAGCGGUUCAGCGAGGCGAUGCAGGAGGCGCACACGCUGGACCAGCGGCUGUUCGAGGCGCGCUGGGGCGGCGCGGAGGCGCAGGUGCUGAAGGACAAGCCGCUCUAUGGCCUGCCAUUUACCGUCAAGGAGAGCUGCUCGCUCGCCGGCAUGUCGAACGCGGUGGGGUGCGUGGAGCGGGGCGGCAGCCGCGCGGCCAGCGACGGCGCGGCGGUGCGGCUGGUGCGCGCGGCGGGCGCCGUGCCGCUGCUGGUGUCGGCCACGCCCGAGCUGUGCCUGGGCUGGGAGACCACCAGCCUGCUCAACGGCCGCACCAACAACCCCUACGACCUCUCGCGCACGCCCGGCGGCUCCUCCGGCGGAGAGGCUGCACUGCUGGCGAGCGCGGCGUCCCCCAUCAGCGUGUCCUCAGACAUCGCGGGCUCCAUCCGCAUCCCCGCCGCCUUCUGCGGACUGUUCGGACACAAGCCCACCCCGGGCAUCAUCCCCAUCGAGGGGCACAUCCCGACGCUGGCGGACGAGCAGUACCCGCGCUUCCUGGCCGUGGGGCCCAUGUGCCGCCACGCCGAGGACCUGCCGCUCAUGAUGAAGGUGAUGGCGGGCGAGCGCCGCGCGCAGCUGCGCCUCGACCGCCCCGUCGACCUCUCCCGCCUCAGGGUGCACUACAUGACGGAGGCGUCCUCCUCGCUGGCGCUGCUUCCCGUGCACCCCGACAUCCGCGAGGCCGUGCUCAGCGCCGCCAACCACCUGCACCAACACUGCGGCGCCGCGCUCUGCGAGAAAAAGUUUGAAGCCCUGAAGGAUUCAGUGGAGAUGUCGAUAUCGGUGUUCUUCUCUAUGAAGGACAUCCCUAACUUGCUGCAAGAUCCUGCCAACCCUAAACGCGACAGGAGCCUGGCGCUGGAGCUGGCGAGGGCGCUGUGGGGCGCGGCGGCGCGCUCGCUGCAGGCGCUGUCCCGGCCCCGCCCUAGGGCCCCCCGCCGACCUGUACCACGCCUCGCCCUAGAAAUCCCCGAUAUACCGCCCCUCUACCUCACCCCCGCCCUAGGCCUCCUCACCACCCUGUAA